CUGAUAAAUACAGUGCACCAGAGCCUCCCUUGCCACUUUCUUGAGAGAAGGAAAAUGCAAGCUCUGUUGACUCCCUUAUGGUCUAGUUAGAGAAUAUAAAUCCCUAGAAGUUUGUAUUGAAAUACAUCUCUGUUGAUCACUUUAUUAUCAAAACAAGGAAAAGCUUGAGUGUUAUGGUGAGGUAUUUCAGAAUGGCAGCUUGUACUGGUAUGUAUAACUGCUAGGUAACUGUAGCAUGCAGACUCUGACCAUACACACUUUCCUUGUCUUGUUUCUAUGCCUAUAUCUAAUGCUGCUUAACUUAAGUUGUAAUCUCCAGUGUUCUAUAGUUGUACGAUUUCUGCUUCCAGACCUUUCCAAAAAUUUGUUUUUUUAUACUAUUGUGAAACUCAUUUUCUUAUUAUCCUUGGAACAUUUUCUUCAUUGAUAUUUAUGUCAUCUAGUUCUCCUAUUGUCCCAUUGUCUAUGUCUGCAUCCCAUAUGUUGGCUUAGUUCUCUUCUCUUCUUUCCUGGAGUUUGAGGAAUUGCUGUAUCUGUAGUAUUUGGUAUGCUUAAAAAAAAAAAAAAAAUACUGUUGCCUUCAUACGUAUCUUAGUUUAUAUACUUCUCAUUUUCCUUAAAACAAAAAAAAUCACUUUCCUAUUUAGGUUAUUUCCUAUAUUCUUACCAUCUAAGAAUAUUAAUUCCUUAAUGUUAAUGCAUAUGUAUUUCCUCUUGCAUUGUACACAGCACUGCAUUUAAAAAAUAAGAAGGCUUUUGGAUAAUGGUUUUCAUAGACUUUUUUCAAUUUAAUUUCUUUUAUCACACUUCCAUUGCUGUUGGUAAAGUAGUUAUCUUGGUUUCCUUUUUUCCACUGAAAUGUAUUGUAUAUUCUUACUUAUGAGUGAAAUCUUUGCUAAUUUUCUUGCAACUGUAAUGUGAAAAUGUACAUGCUGACACCAUAUUUUAAGAUUGAUAAGGAUAACAUGAUGGACUUCAUUGUGGCAGUGCGGGAUCCACAGGCGUGGCACCAAGUGAACAUGGCACAAAACCCCAAGCAUUACUCAUCCCUGAGAUUAGGAGGACCACACUUCAUUAGCAGAAUUCAAGAAAACUGGGGAGCCAAGAUAUACUUCAACACCCUGAUUCCAACACAUGAAGGGAUGAUAAAGUAUGGGGUAAUAUCACACUCCAGCUUAGUGGCUGACCUGCUGGACUGGGACACACUCUAUGUUGCUGGUCGCUUACACAAACCAGUCCUCAUGUUACAUAAAGCUGAGGAUGAGGAGCUCCACACCGCCCUCAAGCUGAAUCUGUUCUUUGCAGUACACACUGCCCUCCUACUACUCCCAGAGCUCUUCAGUGAAGAGCAGCUGUAUAUGACUCUGGCAGGACUUUCAUAUGCAGGAGACUUCCGAAUGUAUGUUGGCGAAGAUCAAAAUAAAGUAAGGAACAUAGUCGGGGCACAGAUCCGGGAAUUUCGUGCCCUCUACACCCCAAUCCUAAAAGAACUAGAGGAGUAUGUUAUUUUGGACACUCUGCAGGGGAUGGGAGAGCAAGACACAUCCCCACCAGCAAGGCUUUACCAUCUCUCCAUGCUGCCUAAACGAUUGCAGCUCAUGCUUAUUAGAGAGUGGAACAAGGAUGGCAGAAGUAGGGAUCUUGAAGACGUUCUCAGGGCAGCUGCUCAUGACACAGAUGUAGAAGAUGUCAUACACAGAGGUAUCCAAGAUAUUGUGAAGAUCUCCAGUUUGACUCAAAGCAUCAAAGGCAUAAUGACUGCAGGUGCUACCAAGUCCGUCAGGUACUCUUGGUCCAAGGUGAAGAAGAUGUGGAAGAGCUUGCAGAGAUAAUGUUGUGUAGGUAGGUAAAUAACACUACCUAGGCAUUCAUAAAUUAUUUAUGAUGAAUUAUUUUCCUAAUCUGUAAAUUAAAUGCACUGUUGUGACAGAUUAAAUAACCACAGGCUGGGUGUUGCAAGACACUGCAUUGAUUUGAGCAAAAUUAACUUAAAGGAAUAGACCAGCAGUUGAUAUAUAUAUAUAUAUAUAUA
Scylla paramamosain (green mud crab) is the source of this 2032-nucleotide messenger RNA. Its product is annotated as phosphatidate cytidylyltransferase, mitochondrial-like. Gene Ontology annotation, cellular component: mitochondrion. Gene Ontology annotation, biological process: cardiolipin biosynthetic process; CDP-diacylglycerol biosynthetic process. Bases 924 to 1832 code for a protein of 302 amino acids. The record is from RefSeq and is a predicted model, not a curated record. Gene Ontology annotation, molecular function: phosphatidate cytidylyltransferase activity. Lineage: Eukaryota; Metazoa; Arthropoda; Malacostraca; Decapoda; Portunidae. The transcript is spliced from 7 exons.